GUCCGAUCGAGUCAAAGUACGGACGGAGCACAGGCAGCUGAAACCACAAAUCACCUGACCGGCACGCUUAAAGCAGCCACUAAAAUCACCAAACCAAUCAACCUGAACCAACCAUCCACCCAUCCAGAUCAGAUUCCAGCUUCCAACUCCACCUCCAUCACAACUCCCAUGAUCAUCACAUAUCUACCAUACUUAGUACUAUCUACUCCCGAACAAUAGACCCCUACACCCACAUCCUACACAUAUACCCCCUACUCCCUACCACCACCACCACCAAAAAACUCUCCUUUCCCUCCAUGCCACUCAGCGAAUACUCCACCUCCGGCGGAGGGGGAGGCAAACUCAAACUCAAAGGCAGCAAAGUCAACGACGGCCGAGUAGAAAAGAAGAAGAAGAAGAAGAGCAGCAAGAAAAACGCCGCGGCGGAGGAUCCGGAGCAUGCACAGCAGCAGCAGCAGACGACGACGACGCAAGAACAGGACCAGGAACAGGAACAGCAACAGCAAGAGCAACAGCAACAGCGGCAGGACGAGCGGCCAAGUGGCGACGAUCGCGAUGAUUCGUCCCCAGGGGUUUCUGGUGGUGGGAGUGCUGGCGCGGGCAAGACGGAGGCGGAGAGGAAGUAUGAGGAUAUGAAGCGGAGGAGGCUGCAAGAACGCCUGAAACGGGAAGGGGUCAAAACUCACAAGGAGCGAGUGGAGGAGCUGAACAAGUAUCUGAGUCGACUAAGCGAACACCACGAUAUGCCGAAGAUUGGACCGGGCUAAGGUCCUGG
This is a messenger RNA of Aspergillus heteromorphus CBS 117.55, 775 nucleotides long. Its product is annotated as DUF1754-domain-containing protein. The transcript has 3 exons. The record is from RefSeq and is a predicted model, not a curated record. The coding region runs from base 297 to 767 and encodes 156 amino acids. Gene Ontology annotation, cellular component: nucleolus. NCBI's taxonomy places the organism in Eukaryota, Fungi, Ascomycota, Eurotiomycetes, Eurotiales, Aspergillaceae.